AUGAGAAGAAUGCUUUUCAAAUAUACAAAAUUCGCCGCUCUUCCUGAUGAAUUGAUCAUUGAUAUUUUGGGACGUGUAGCUGCAUCUUCCCUUGUUGAUUUCUUCAAUGCUAAAUUGAGUUGCAAAAUAUUAAAUCAGAUUGGGGAAGAUGGAUACAUAUAUCAAAGAGCAAAUUUAGAAAAAAUUCCAACAGCAAAUUGGAAACCAAUGAGUCAUGGCCAAAAAGCUUUCUUGAGUAAAUGUAAAAAAUAUAAAAAUCCAGAAAUCAUGUUCAGAAAAGCAGUGGUUGCUUACUUCAAAGAAACAGAUAUUGUUUCAUGCACAGUAAAUUUAAAUAAAGCUCUAAAAUUGGGACAUUUUGGGGCAAUUUACUUUACUGCCCUUGUCAUAAUAUUCAUUGGGGAAGAUCAGUUAAAACAUAAAGGGAUUGAAUUAAUGGGAAAAUUGAAGAGAUGUAGUAAUUUAAAUGAAAAGAUGCCAUAG
Andrographis paniculata is the source of this 483-nucleotide messenger RNA. Its product is annotated as putative F-box protein At1g67623. The coding region runs from base 1 to 483 and encodes 160 amino acids. The record is from RefSeq and is a predicted model, not a curated record. NCBI's taxonomy places the organism in Eukaryota, Viridiplantae, Streptophyta, Magnoliopsida, Lamiales, Acanthaceae. The transcript has 4 exons. Gene Ontology annotation, molecular function: protein binding.